Messenger RNA from Schizosaccharomyces japonicus yFS275, 1492 nucleotides. RefSeq names its product WD repeat protein Pop3. The record is from RefSeq and is a predicted model, not a curated record. Gene Ontology annotation, biological process: TOR signaling; mitochondria-nucleus signaling pathway; establishment or maintenance of actin cytoskeleton polarity. The coding region runs from base 135 to 1079 and encodes 314 amino acids. Lineage: Eukaryota; Fungi; Ascomycota; Schizosaccharomycetes; Schizosaccharomycetales; Schizosaccharomycetaceae. Gene Ontology annotation, molecular function: protein serine/threonine kinase activator activity. The transcript has 3 exons. Gene Ontology annotation, cellular component: TORC1 complex; cytoplasm; TORC2 complex.
GCGUUUUGCAUUUAACCUUAUUUACCGAUACGAGAUUUUCGUUUAAGCUCGGUUGAAAACGCGUCGUCCGUAGCAGAACUGAGUUUAGAAGAGGAAAUACAUUUAGCCAUUACCAACGUGCACAUUGCCAAAUAAUGUCGACUGUUUAUCCUCCGCAGCAUUCUGUGCUGCUUGUGAGCAGCGGUUACGACCAUACAAUUCGGUUUUGGGAGGCCCUGAGCGGGAUUUGCUCGCGUACUAUCCAACACGCCGAUUCUCAAGUCAACAGACUGGCCAUCUCUCCCGAUAAGCGGCUGUUGGCUGCUGCAGGCAAUCCCCAUGUACGACUGUACGACAUUAAUGGAAACAGCCAGAUGCCGAUUAUGACCUUUGAAGGACAUACAAACAACGUUACGUCUGUUUCUUUUCACUGUGAUGGAAAAUGGUUAGCUACGUCGAGUGAAGAUGGCACAGUGAAGAUUUGGGACAUGCGUAUCCCGUCCGUUCAACGAAAUUACGACCAUAAGUCGCCGGUGAAUGAUUUGGUCAUUCAUCCAAACCAGGGUGAAUUGCUCUCGUGUGACCAGAGCGGUCGUGUUCGUGCAUGGGACCUUGGAGAAAAUACAUGCACACACGAGCUUAUUCCCGAAGAGGAUGUACCCAUGCGGAGCGUUACCGUUGCCUCUGACGGAAGCAUGUUAAUUGCCGGUAAUAACAAGGGAAACUGUUAUGUUUGGCGCAUGCUGAAUCACCAAGACGUCUCUCUACUGCAACCCGUCAUCAAAUUCCAGGCACACAACCGGUACCUAACUCGGUGUGUCUUGUCACCGGAUGUAAAGCAUCUGGCCACCUGUUCAGCCGACACAACCGUCAACAUCUGGAGCACAGAAGACAUGUCGUUUAUGCUGGAGCGUCGUUUGCAGGGUCAUCAACGUUGGGUUUGGGACUGUGCGUUCUCGGCCGACUCGACAUACCUUGUUACCGCUUCUUCCGACCAUGUAACUCGACUUUGGGAGCUCACGAGCGGAGAGACAAUUCGGCAAUACUCUGGACACCACAAGGCAGCCGUCUGUGUUGCUCUUAACGAUUAUCAAAUCUAGUUUCGCCCUGCAAAAGUCCACGUUCCAUUCUCAGCAACAGCGACGACUGCGAGUCGCUUGAGCAACAGGCGACGCUACAGCGUCGCCUGUUGCUGCAGCCGUUACGGCUACAUUCAAGACAUAGAACGCACACAACAGCGCAUGAAUCUCGAUGUCGCGCGCCCUCCCGCCCUCGCAAUUGCUGUUUUCCUUCUCGUUCUCCUUCUGUCUUGCUCUCCUUCCUGCCCCCUCCUGGCCCCGCCUAACCCCCACUCCCAAUCUGCGCUCUUGGAUGACGUCAUGUUUUAACUGCGACUGUGCGACAAAAACCGCGCUCUCGCUUAUAAGCGAUGGCGAAACGAAUCUAUUUGAAGGAGAAGAGUGCCUGGGGCUCCUAACCAGAACCAACAUCUCUCGUUGUCCCCUGCACGCGU